GUAGUACUUCCGGUUUGGCGGUAAAGCGUGUUCUGGUUAUUCCUCGAACGCUAACGUUUCUCUGACGAAAGGAAGUCAAACAUCUAACUUAGAAUUUGUCGUACUUACUUGAAUUCAACAGAAAAUGAGUUUACCUCUCAACCCAAAGCCUUUCCUGAACGGUCUCACAGGAAAACCAGUGAUGGUGAAGCUGAAGUGGGGGAUGGAGUAUAAAGGCUACCUGGUGUCUGUGGAUGGAUACAUGAAUAUGCAGCUGGCAAACACGGAAGAAUACGUGGACGGAGCGUUGGCAGGUCACCUCGGCGAAGUCCUCAUCAGGUGUAAUAACGUUCUGUACAUCAGAGGAGUAGAAGAAGAGGAGGAGGACGGAGAGAUGAGGGAGUGACGGCGCCGUCUGACCGUGUUUGUGUUUUCACCAUGUGAAACAAAUGAUCGUCCGUGGGCGGGGCAGGGAGGCUGGGAGGGGGGUGGAGUUUUCUUUUCACGUUGUUUUUGCUUUUCUUUUUUUUUUCUUUUUUUUUACUGUAUAUGAGACCAAUUUUAAGUUGUGACAUUAUGAUACAGACACAAUAAAGUGAUUCUUGUCCUCUUUCUUAAACCUGUUUUUCUAACAUUGUGUCUCAUUUUGUCUCGUCAUUAAACUGAACUCAUCCUGCAA
This is a messenger RNA of Solea solea (common sole), 658 nucleotides long. It is a transcript of the gene snrpf, whose product is annotated as small nuclear ribonucleoprotein polypeptide F. The record is from RefSeq and is a predicted model, not a curated record. Lineage: Eukaryota; Metazoa; Chordata; Actinopteri; Pleuronectiformes; Soleidae. Gene Ontology annotation, cellular component: U1 snRNP; catalytic step 2 spliceosome. The coding region runs from base 125 to 385 and encodes 86 amino acids. Gene Ontology annotation, molecular function: RNA binding. Gene Ontology annotation, biological process: mRNA splicing, via spliceosome; spliceosomal snRNP assembly. The transcript is spliced from 4 exons.